Molecule: messenger RNA, 2391 nt
Organism: Paraglomus occultum
Lineage: Eukaryota; Fungi; Glomeromycota; Glomeromycetes; Paraglomerales; Paraglomeraceae
Source: the annotation of a GenBank genome assembly
AUGUCGUUAAAGGCAGAUUCGUUACAGACACUUUCAUUCAUCGUUUACUCAAUUCGCUCAUCCCUCGUCUUCCUCGUUCUCUUAAUAUCUUCUACCUUAUGCUUACCGGUAAAUCACAUUCUCCCAUCUGCACGUUGCUCCGUUGUGCAUAAUGACUAUAUAUACACAUUUGGUGGAAUACAAGACUUGAGUUCUAAAUCCCUGCAACAAUGGACGUUAAUUAGAGCAAGAGGGCCAUUUCGGAAUAGCCAUAUUGAGUGGGAGCGUGUGCAUAGCGAUGGAAAAACACAGAAUCUGCUUUUUGCACAGUGUGUUAUGAUGGGUGCAGAAAUGAUUGUAGUUGAAGGAAUGAACAGUAAACGCGUAACGUUAAGCGAGGAAGGUAAUGAACUUGUUCCUGGAGUGCAGUUGUACAAUAUCGAGAGAGGUGAAUGGAGUAUUAUCAGAGAUGGAAGACUGCGAUUUGAUGGAAUGAAAGUCAGCGUUGUCAACGAGACAGCCGUUGUGGCUAUUGAAGGGGUUGGCGGUGAGUAUUCUGCAGAGACAAGUAAUCAUAAUAGCAACUUCAUGAACAAAGGUUUUAUAUGGAACAUGGAGGAUAAUAGGGUCGAGUUCAUCCCCCUUUAUAAAAUACCUUUAAUCUCGUUUGCUGGAUCAGUGGUGAUUGGAAAGCAUUUAUAUAUUAUUGGGGGAAUGGUAAUAUCAGAUACUGGAAGAAACAAAGGAACAAGGGAUAUUUGGAAGUUCGAUCUUACCGAAUAUGAGUGGACGUUAUCAGAUAUAUCGUUGGACACUGAAUUUAUAACCAUCAUAGCAGUUGGUUAUAAGGACGAGAGUAUAUUUGUAUUACCCGGCCUCGAUUCCUUUGAACGCACUUCAAAAGGGGGCUUGCGUAUCCUAGACAUAACUAGACGUUCCACAACAAUCAUCAGCAAUCCAACACUUCCUCAGUGGGGUCAUAGCAUGCUAGUACUUGGAGAUCAAUUGAUUAUCCACGGAGGUAUCGAUGAUACUCUGUGUGAUAUUCACAUACUCGAUAUACCAUCGUUGACACGACAGAGGAACACAAGAAUGAGAGCUAGGAAUAAUAUACCUCAGAACAUUAUCGACGGUAAUACGAUCCUAAUUACGGGAGGCAACCAAGGGAAAAAAGAUAAGACGUUGCUCGUUAUUGGUUUGACGACGGGUAUGAUAGCAUGUUUAAGUCUUGCUAUGCGAAAAAAGAAGUCUAUAAGAUCAAAGGAAAGGAGCGAAGUUGAAUCUGGAGAUAUUUCCACUCAGGAUACAAGUAGCUCAAAAAGCGGAUCGAAUGAUCAAAAAGGUGAAUCCUCAAGUACCCCCCGAAAUCGCCUACGCUCUUUAUUACGCCUAAUACCAAAACAAAAACGAUCAGCGUCUUCAAGCAGCUCUACACCUUCAUCACCUGCCUCACCAGCUCAACCGCCUGUCUCGUCAUAUCAGCCACCUGCGUCAUCUCAACCGUCUACCCCGCUUAUUGAGCCACCUACCUUGUCGUCUCCUAUUGCUACUUCAUCAUCUCAUGUUUUUCCUGUAUCGCCUCGUCAUAUUACAUCGCUAUCUAAUUCUACUUCUUCGUAUGAUCUACAAGAUCAUCUUUCACCCACGAUUUCAAAACGACCGGUUGAGCUCAUAACAUCAUCUCGAAUUUCUCAUUUCCGGCUUCCUCCUCGUUUCAUAGUGCUUCAGAAGAAGAUAAUACAACCUCACGUUACUCAAUCUGUUUUUCCAAGGUUAUUCAUGCUAUUUCCUAACCCGGAGGUCGAUCCAGAGGAUGUGUUCAGUCCUAAGAAAUGGAACACAGAGACAUUUGGCUUGUACGUUUUGUGUGAAGGAUUAUCGAAUGACAAUGAUGGUAUACAUAUACCUGCAUUAGAUGAGGCAGGAUAUGGCCUUGAUGCUAAUCCUCUUGAGUUCAUUCGGUCGAUUGGUCCUUAUGUUUCCAUUAUAGCUGACCUGAUGGCAGCUAUUUUGUCAGCAGAUUUGUAUAAUAAACAGAGAUCAGCAAAGCACAAAUCUUUAGACGUAGGAUUUGAUCCAUCAUUUUUAAAUGAUCCUGAAGAAGACGAGAAUAGGAUGCGAAGGAAACGGAUAGAAUUUUUCAAGCAGCUGAGCGAGAUGUUGGAAAACUUGACUGUAGAAAAGAAACUCAAAGGGAAAAAGUAUCUGAAAACAUUAGAUGCCUGUCAACUGCCUGCAUUUGAAGCUGUUGGGAAGCUUUUGAAAAUUGAAUGGAGAAAUCACAAGACGAGUAGUAACAAUGAGAAAAGUAAAAGAGAUAAUGUGGAGUAUGAAAAGAACAAUGCUACAGAGAGUAAGAAUGAUGGAGGGAUUGAGAAGGGUGAAAUUACAUACAUGUGUGGAUUGUUCAAG